Messenger RNA from Prorocentrum cordatum, 1891 nucleotides. Lineage: Eukaryota; Dinophyceae; Prorocentrales; Prorocentraceae. The record is from the annotation of a GenBank genome assembly.
CCUCCUCGCCGCCACCAUGUUGAGCGCCACGGAGGCCCUCGCAUUCGAGCCCCUGGUGGACGUCACGCGGUUGCUGCUGCCUGGGGAGCGCCCGCAGGACCUCACGACCAUGCAUCCGCCCGACCUGCUGCGCCGGUGGUUCACCCUGCAGAUCGACGCCAGCGAGCCGUGGAAGUACGACACUACGAUGACGACCACGGGCGAGAACAUGGCUGACUGCCACGACCUCGACCGGCUGGUGGCGAGGCUGAUGCCGGACCUUGGCGCCGAGCUCGCCUCGGCGACGGAGGAGGCCCUGAGCCGCGAGGACCUCGUCGAGAGUAUCAUCUCGCGCGGCGCGCGCUGCGGGAGCGGCUUGGGCGCCCUGACCGCGGCGGACCUCGACGAGGGUCGGGAGAAGGAGGACUUCGUCAAUGCGUUCGUCGCUGGCCUCUUCCUCACGCGCCCCAACCUUGAGCCCUUGGAGCGCUCGGCCAUGCAGCGCCAUGUCGAGCUCCUCCGCCAGCUGGCGAACGCGGGGCGCCUGGCCGUGGAACAGGGGAUGCACGCGGGCAUGCCCUGCUUCGAUCGCUACGCGGCGCUGAUGAGCCGGAGGGGCAGCCUGCGGCUGCGCGCGGCCGUGCGCGAGUUGGCUGGCGCGCGCCAGCUGCUGGCCGACGUCGAGGGCGCGGUGCGGCGGCACGCCUGGCAGGCCCUGGCGCGGAGGGCCCAGGAGCAGAUGCUGGUACCGGGCACGCUGGGCGAAGACGUUGGCGAGGACGGCGUGCGGAGGGCCUUCCAGGAGUGCGUCAGUCCGGAGCUGUACUUGGCGCGGUUCCAGACGGAGCCCGUGACCGCGCUGGGCACGCGGGUCAGGAGACUGCUGCGCGACCGGGCAUCUUCACUCGCGGAGCUCUUCUGCUUCUACGGCCUGAAGGUGCUGGGGGGCAUCAGGAUGACCCUCGGCGGCAUCGCCCGGAUGUACGACGAGUGUUUCCUGAAUUGCCCGCGGCUGUGCCUGCCGCUCCGCGACGCGGAGGCCAUCUUCUACCAGGUGUUCCAGCAGUCCGGCCGCGCGGACACUGGUGAGGCGGGCCUCGACGAGCUCGGCUUCCUGCGUUGGCUCCUUCGGGCUGGGCUGCGGCGGGACACGGCGGAGGCUGAGGAGGACGACAAGGAGUGCAUCGCGUGGGCGCGCACCAGCGCGGAGAAGUGCUUGGAGUCUUUCUUCGACGAUUACUUAACAGCGCACGGUUGCCAGACGCCCCAAGACGAGUUGCAUAGAACGCUUUCGGACGCAGACGUCCGCGGCAUCCUCGAGAGCCACGAGCACUUGCUGCGGGGAGUGUUUGAGGCAUACGCAGGCGCGCCUGGUGGCGCCGCCGACCUCAGCCUCGGCACGCCCCGGGGCCGCUCGCCGCGACGGCCGCUGGGGCGCGGCUCGCCUGGGCGAUGCUCGGCGCCCGACGUCCUGCAGCCGCCGCCGCCCGCCGCCCGGCGCGCGACCUCUCCGGCGCCGCCGCCCACCUGGGCGGCUGCCACGGAGAGGCCGCCGGACGAGAUGCGGGAGGAGCAGUGGCUGCGGCUUCUCGGCGACGGGCAAGUGCUCAGGAGCCCGCUCGACGCUCAGGCGGGCAAGUCGAUCUUCAGGAGCAUAUCCAGGCGCGUGCAGCACCCUGGCGAGGCCUGCGCGGCGGGUUCGUGCCCGUGCAGCUCACGGACUGAGUGCCCACGUCAGGAGCACCAAGAGCCGGCUGACCCUGGCAGUCAAGUCGCGUCGGACGAUAGAGCCCAAGGCCAUCUCGCCCCCGACUCUACCCGUGCAGAGCGCGGUCUCUGAGAAGGCGCCGGCCCACACAGGCGCUCCGUCGUCGCGGUGGUCGUCGUGGCCGUCGUCGCUCGCCAAAAGCUG